Molecule: messenger RNA, 774 nt
Organism: Scaptodrosophila lebanonensis
Lineage: Eukaryota; Metazoa; Arthropoda; Insecta; Diptera; Drosophilidae
Exons: 1
Coding region: 44-265 (73 amino acids)
Source: RefSeq, a predicted model, not a curated record
CUGUACGAGUUCGAGGCACAACAAGAAAACACAGAUUUCAAAAAUGUUCAAGUUCAAGUCCGUGGGCGAAGUAUUCAAUAAUUUUAUGUGCCUGUGCGUCACAAUUAUUUGGGUGCAAUGCAACUUUAUAAAUGCCAUGCUCGACUUUCUGCUGCUCUGCGUGCCUUUGUCGCUGGUGCGUCCUCGAUUGCCCGACAGUGAGGAACGGCCUCUGGUAGCGGAGUGCACACUGGGUGCAAUAAGUGCGUGGCUCUUUGCGUUCUGAGCAAUUAAUGUGAAUGACGCACUUACAUCGUCAGAUGUCGAGCAAUUCUAUACGAGUACAAUCGGAAAGCCAGGGGGUAGCAAGAAAUUCACGUUCGCUUCGAGAGCAGAGAUAAGACUAAUCACAUCACUGUGCAUUAUUUAUGGCAUGGCAGGCAACAUGCCACGGAUUUCGUCACUAAAUCUAAGCAACUAAUUAUAUAUGUACAUUUCAUAAAGCUCGCCCAUGGGGUCAGAGCGUGCCUAAAAAGUUCAAGUGGAAUAAUCAAAAGUUCACAGCCCAUUUGCACCUAUUCUGAGAUAAUGCAUCAGCCUAUACUUUAAUCUUAAACUGUUAUCGAAUAGACUCAUCUGUAUAUACAUAUUUAAUUUAAUUUUAGUGAUUGAUAAUGUUAACUAUUUAGUGCUCUUUCAAUUUUCUAGUUUCUAAGUUUGUAUAAAAAAUUAUGCGAAUUAAAAAGUAUGUAUGGAUUGAGAGACUGAAAGACUUCACAACUCAAACUGCGUAAA